This is a messenger RNA of Plenodomus lingam JN3, 522 nucleotides long. RefSeq lists its product as uncharacterized. NCBI's taxonomy places the organism in Eukaryota, Fungi, Ascomycota, Dothideomycetes, Pleosporales, Leptosphaeriaceae. The record is from RefSeq and is a predicted model, not a curated record.
AUGGCCCCCCGUUGCCUAGGAUUGCUUUGCUUUUGCUUCGCACUUGUGGCCUACCCUACCCUCCCCUACCCAGGGCCGUCCCAGAAGCUAUAUAGUCCAGACCCCGCUUCUCCUUUCCCAUUUCUCACCCACAACCUUUCAAAUCCCUCGAUCUCCUGCAAAAAUCCCGAUCUCCAUCCUCUCCUCGCACAUCUACCUAGUACUCUUUCAGCAGUCCAACGUCCUUUCAUCUGUACUGUACUCUACUUCAACUACAUACCCUCCCCUCCACCAUCAAACAUGUCUGCCAUGAACGAUGUGCGCCAGCAAGUCUACGUCUCCGACGACUUCUCGGAGCCCAUGAGUGCCCAGCACAACUUUGCCAACAACUUUGACCUAAACGACCCAGAGUCUGCCAUGACCGCCUACCAGAAGAUCAUGCAUGAGCACACCAAGCGUCAGCUCACCACCGCAACCGACUCUGCCCGUCGACGGAGCGGCGCCUCGUCAUCAGAUACUUCAGUCUCAACCACCAGCCCAUGA